CAUGUUACAUGUAUGUAUUAUAUUUACAAUUAAUAUUGUUCCAGAGAGAGAUGAAUCUGUUGCCACGGAACCACCAGGAGUUCCAGCAGAAGGAGUACUGGGACACCUUCUUCAAGAAGCGCGGGAAACGCGCGUUUGAAUGGUAUGGAGAGUAUCAUGAACUGUGUGGUAUCCUGCAUAAAUAUAUUAAACCUGGAGAUGCAGUUCUUCAGGUUGGAUGUGGAAACUCAACUCUAGCAGCUGAUCUUUAUGAUGUUGGACACAGGAAUAUAACGUCAAUAGAUGUCUCUGACGUUGUUAUUCGUCAGAUGUCUGAGCUGAACAAGGGUAGACCCGACCUUAUCUUUGCCAAGAUGGACGCUACUGAGAUGGAGUUCCAGGAGAACCAGUUUUCAGUAGUCCUGGACAAGGGGACCCUGGACGCACUCUUCACAGAUGAUUCCCCUGACGUUGUCUCCAAAAUUGAGAAAAUGUUCAGUGAGAUCGGCCGUGUAUUGAAGGUUGGAGGACGUUAUGUUUGUGUGUCCCUGCUCCAGCCUCAUAUUAUCAGCCAUGUAUCCGCCUGGUUUGUCGAGGCCGGGUGGCCGGUUCGGAUUAUACGUUGCAAUGAGGCGGAGCAAAAUAAACCUCCGGCGGAGAGAAUCUUUCCCGUCUUUGUGAUGGUUUGUACGAAAUUUAAAAAAAUGGCGGCAAUGAAACCGGUUCUUGAAUUAAGUUUAUCAACUGACGGAAAACUGACAAGGUUGGAUAAACCGGAAAGUCUAGUGGAGAGUGUCCGAGGUUGCCAACAGUUCUCAGCUCUCAGAGCUAGAUUAGCCAAGGGCGGGGACCGGUCUAUUGAGGAGGCGUGUCUUCAACUUAGAUCACAAGAAUCAGUUCAUGCUAAAUAUUCGCUAUAUCUAACGGAACGUGAGAAAACUAGCAAAAUGCCAUUUUCCGCGUUUAUAGUUCCACAAGGAAGAGAGGUAGAAUGGAUGUUUGCUACAGCAGAGGGUCGGAGACAACUAUGUGACUCAGCUGACUGUCAGAGAAUGAUUGUAGUCCAUCUUGGUCGGGACGCAAGCUUCUCCACGAUAGAGCAGAUACAGACAGAACUGUCUCCGCAUAUUUUCGAGUUCUGUCCUUCAGAUCUUCCGCCUGGAUACAAGGUUCCAUUUCUCUCUGCUGGAGCGGAGAAUGUUGGAUCUAGAACGGAACGGUGUCGUGGGAGAUCCCAACUAUCCGGGGAUUAUGUUGUAGAGGAUGUAGAGGUUGGAACCUCGGUGUACCGUCGACUAAUAUUCCUCAACAGACCAUAUCUUACACAGUCAGAAGCUGUUCUUGUCUCGAGGAAAAACAAGAACAAGAAAAUGAUUAAAGUUGUUGAUAUCACCGAUCUUGCUUCAACCUACCACACACUAAUGAUCGGGGCCCUUGGUCUAUACCUGAGCAAACCAGUGACAAUAUUAUUAGUCGGUCUUGGUGGGGGUUCACUUCCAUCGUACAUUCAUCAUACUUUUCCUCUUUCCAACAUUCAUGCAGUGGAGUUAGAUCCUUCCAUCCUUGAUAUUGCAACUCAACAGUUUGGUUUCAAGAGUGACUCCAGGCUUACUGUUAGUAUACAAGACGGGAUACAGUAUAUAAAUGAAACUUCAAGGAAGUAUUCUGUGAUAAUGUUUGAUGUUGACAGUAAGGACGUGAGUAGUGGAAUGUCCUGUCCUCCUCCGGGGUUUGUGGAUCCACAGUUCCUGGUUCGAAUCUCCGAGUGUCUCGAACUUGACGGGAUGUUUGUCCUUAACCUUGUGUGUCGGGAUAUAACCCUGAGAAAGGAACUGAUUGGUAACCUAUCCACAGUCUGGAAUACCGUUGUAUCCUGUAAACUAGAGGAGGAAGUUAACGAGAUUAUAUUUGCCUCCUCCAGUGAUAAAACGAACAGAUCUCAGAUCACUAAAAGUUUAGGAAAUGGUUUUAAACUUGUCAACGAACAUGUGAGAAAAGUGACCAAAACAAAAGAAGACUUGAUCGAUGUUGCGUCUAGUUUAAAAAUGCUAAGUUUAAACAAAUAAAUUUAUUAUAUUUCAGAAAA
This is a messenger RNA of Eurytemora carolleeae, 2065 nucleotides long. Its product is annotated as methyltransferase-like protein 13. The transcript is spliced from 3 exons. Lineage: Eukaryota; Metazoa; Arthropoda; Copepoda; Calanoida; Temoridae. Bases 9 to 2045 code for a protein of 678 amino acids. The record is from RefSeq and is a predicted model, not a curated record.